Messenger RNA from Salvelinus sp. IW2-2015, 932 nucleotides. RefSeq names its product peroxiredoxin 4 (gene prdx4). Lineage: Eukaryota; Metazoa; Chordata; Actinopteri; Salmoniformes; Salmonidae. The record is from RefSeq and is a predicted model, not a curated record. Gene Ontology annotation, cellular component: cytosol; endoplasmic reticulum. Gene Ontology annotation, molecular function: thioredoxin peroxidase activity. Gene Ontology annotation, biological process: response to oxidative stress; hydrogen peroxide catabolic process; cellular response to stress.
AGUCUGCCGAAAAUUCACACGAAUAAGUGGAUUUGUAGUUCUUCCUGUACAGUACUUUCUUAGCAGCUAGCUACGUGGUUUUAGCAAGACAGUGGAAUGGACGUUAUGCUUCAUAUGAAAAUGAUAAAGGACAUUUUAAGUGUGUUUUGCACAAUUUGUGUUGUCACCAAGUUUACCACUGCAGCCCAAGACGGCUCUGAUGGGAAAAAGGACCAAGAGUGUUACAACUACGCUGGAGGACACGUCUACCCUGGAGAGGCUUUCCGUGUGCCCGUCUCUGAUCAUUCCUUGCACCUCAGCAAGGCAAAAAUUUCAAAGCCUGCACCUUACUUUGAGGGAUCAGCUGUCAUCGAUGGCGAGUUUAAGGAGCUCAAACUGUCGGACUACAAAGGGAAAUACCUAGUCUUCUUCUUCUACCCCCUGGACUUCACGUUUGUCUGCCCAACUGAGAUUAUUGCGUUCAGUGAUCGCGUGCACGAGUUCCGUGCCAUCAAUGCUGAGGUUGUUGCCUGCUCUGUCGACUCACAAUUCACGCAUCUGGCAUGGAUCAACACACCCAGGAAGCAGGGUGGACUUGGACCAAUGAAAAUCCCUCUGCUGUCUGACCUCACACACCAGAUUUCCAAAGACUAUGGAGUCUUCCUGGAGGACGCAGGACACGCACUCAGGGGCCUGUUCAUCAUCGAUGACAAGGGCGUCCUGAGGCAGAUCACCAUGAAUGACCUCCCCGUGGGACGCUCUGUAGACGAGACUCUGCGGCUUGUCCAAGCCUUCCAGUAUACUGAUAAACACGGCGAAGUGUGCCCAGCAGGAUGGAAGCCCGGCAGUGACACAAUAAUCCCAGACCCAGCGGGCAAACUCAAGUACUUUGACAAGCUGAACUGAACCUCUAACACUUUGGUUAAAGCUCAGAAUAAAAACAGUUUUGAUAA